ACUCGGCGAACGACAUUUCUCGAGCCACGAGCAAAACGAAUUGAGUGAAUAGAGUCUCUUCGAUAAAAAUUCGAGAGCCAGAGGACGUUGACGUUCAAGUGAUAGAGUGAAAAAUAAAUACAUAAAUAAAUAAAUAAACAAGUUGGACUCUAUUUUGUCCUGUUUACAAUUUCAAAUUUUACGCCAAGCACAACUGCAAGUGGAUUAUAAAUCGGCAUCGACACGUGAUUUACGUGCUGCGCACAAACUCGUCGGGUGUUAUUCAGGAAAAUUUCCCGCAAAAGCAGGAAAAUUCAACCCACGUUCAGUGAAGUGUGCAAGGGUGCUCCUGGUGUUGAGAGAAUAAAUAAGGAAUUAUCUGAGAUCAUGGCCUGUGAGAGUCUGCAAACUGUACCGAUGAUUGGAAUCACGGAGAGGAAAUCAACUGGACAAUUACCACCGGAGGACAUGCCAUACUGGCGCGAUAACCCCCACAUUACCUGUGGAAUGCUUCCAACAUUGCGUGUACUGUCGUCACGGGGCUGCGAGUGCCAGAGAAGCGUCUGCCUCGUGCCAAUAGACGCCAAUACAGAUUCCGCAAGUCAUCUGCAGAUGACCCUGUUGGAGGCGUAUUGCCGAGAAAUUGGUAUUCAAGUUCUACGAGUGCGUGAGAACGAUCUGCGAAUGGCCAUAGGACCGGAGCAUCGUGACAUAUCGUGUGUACUGCUCACGAGGGAACACUUUCUCGAAUCACCUGAAUGAUUCAUCGGCAAUUGAACUGGGAAAUUGAAUCAUCUUAUCUGGACGGAUACGAUAUCAGUCACAGCGGCAUACCCCGACCUGGGAGGAGGUGGGAAGGAAAUUUACCCGACUGACGACAGUUCAAUCAUGUGACUAAUUGAGAGAUGCUCUCAAUUUAUUGAUUUAGGAGCGACUGUUGUGCCCCGUAUUUGUGGUGAUCAAGGGAGAGUGGGGGGAAAUUGUUAAAAGACAUUUUUGUAGAAAAUUUAACCUCUGAAGAAAAAUCAUAUGACUUUUUGCUGUAAAUUAACUAGGUACUGAGAUUGUUACUUUAAUAAAGGAACAAACGGUAAUGGAUUCUUUUGACACAAGUAGAUUUGUGUCUUGUUAAAUAAUUAAUUCUCUGGGUAAUUUUCUCUUUUACGAGGAAAUGUGAUAGGACGUUUUUGGAGAAAAUGAAACUGGUACAAAAAAAAGGUUUCUGACUUUUUGUUGUAUAUUUACUCGGUACUUAGAUUGUUGUAUCAUUAACCAAAGCAGAGAAUGAAUUCCUUUGAGAUAAUUUUUGCGUUUCAUUUUAGUAAGCAGUAAAUUCUGUGGAUCAUCUCUGAUUUUGGGAGUAAAUGUGAUACAAUAUUUUUGAUAGAUAAUUCAAUUCUGGACAAAACAAUUUUGCGACAUUUCGGUGUAAAUUCGUUAGUUCCAACGAUUGUUUGAUAAUUAACGACAACGGAUUAAUAACUCCAACGAGGAUAUUUUGAUCCAAUUGCGAGAUAUUCUCACUGAUUUUUUUCAUUGCGCCUGUGGUGCAAAAACAGUUCUACACGUAUUGUAAGUAAGCGAUUAAAUGAUACGUCUGUGACAGAAAUAAAAUGUGGAAUGCAAAAAAAGAAUUUCUGAAUAAAAGAUCUGAUUUCAGCAAAAAAAAAA
Diachasmimorpha longicaudata is the source of this 1650-nucleotide messenger RNA. RefSeq lists its product as uncharacterized. The record is from RefSeq and is a predicted model, not a curated record. Lineage: Eukaryota; Metazoa; Arthropoda; Insecta; Hymenoptera; Braconidae. The transcript is spliced from 2 exons. The coding region runs from base 367 to 741 and encodes 124 amino acids.